AUGGGCUGUUUUUCGUGUUUCGAUUCGAAAGAGGACGAGAAGCUGAAUCCUCAUCCUGAACAAGAAACACACAAUCAUGAUCAUCACAAUCACAAUCACAAUCUCCUCUCUGCCGCCUCUGGAGGAGCAGAGAAGCUUCGGUCAACUAGUAAUGGAGGAGCAUCCAAAAGGGAAUUUUCUGCUCUUCUCAAAGACGGUCCACCAGGUCAAAUUGCUGCUCAAACCUUUACUUUCCGUGAACUUGCCCUUGCAACUAAAAACUUCAGGCCUCAGUCCUUUUUAGGGGAAGGUGGUUUCGGAAGGGUUUACAAGGGACGCCUCGAAUCCACUUCUUAG
Molecule: messenger RNA, 336 nt
Organism: Lathyrus sativus (Indian pea)
Lineage: Eukaryota; Viridiplantae; Streptophyta; Magnoliopsida; Fabales; Fabaceae
Source: the annotation of a GenBank genome assembly